CCCUCCCUGUCACAUUCCCUGGGGUCCCACUAACCCCCCUCUGCUGUGCCCACAGCUGGGGACACAACCCCCCUCCCACUAUGGAGCUGAACCAGACGUCCCCACCUCUCUCAUCUUCCCUGAUGGACACUGAAGGAGAUGAUUCCUGUGGGAUCAAUGUCACUGAUGUGGCCGUAAAUGGUGUCACUCUGCUCAUCUGCCUCUGUGGGCUGGCUGGGAACGGGGCUGUGCUCUGGCUUCUGGGAUUCCACAUCCGCAGGAACCCCAUCACUGUCUACAUCCUCAACCUGGCCGUCGCCGACUUCACCUUCCUCCUCUUCAUGGUCCCCUCCUCCCUGCUCUACCUGCUGGACGACGUGUCCUGCUCCACUGUCGUGUCCCUGAAGUACCUGAGGUCCCUUCUCCUGCUGUCGCUGCUCUCCUACAACAUGGGGCUGUACCUGCUGACGGCCAUCAGCAUCGAGAGGUGUGGCUCAAUUCUCUUCCCCCUCUGGUACCGCUGCCGCCGUCCCCGGCGCCUCUCGUGGGUGGUGUGUGCCCUGCUCUGGGCCCUCUCCAUCGCUGUCAUGGUCAUGGUGACCUCCCUGUGCCUGUCACACGAGCACGAGCACUGCCGGGUGGCUCUCAUCUCCAUGUACGCCCUCAGCUUCCUCAUCUUUGCUCCACCCAUGGUCAUCUCCAACGUGAUCCUCUUCAUCAAGGUCCAGUGUGGCUCCAAGAGACGCCAGCCUAAGAGGCUCUACGUCGUUAUCUUCCUCACUGUGCUCUUCUUCCUCAUCUUUGGAGUGCCCCUCAGCCUCUCCAAUUUCCUGCAGCAGCUCAGCCCCAGCGUCGUGUCCUCCCAGGUGGUUUUCCUGCUCGCCUGCAUCAACAGCAGCAUCAACCCCUUCAUCUACUUCUUGGUGGGGAGCUGCUGGAGGCACUGCUCCGUGGUGUCCCUCCAAGUCGCCUUCCGGAGGGUCUUUGAGGAGACAGGGACCACCACAGUGUCCAGCUGAGAGGCCACUGUGGUGCCACCAGCCAUGCUGCCCACGCUGGCUUCAUGCUCAUCUGCCCACCCUCGCUCCCAGCCAGGCCUCCAGGUCAUCUUCCUGCAGCUGUGAGUCAGGAUGCAUCCCACAGCUUUUCCAUCCCUUUUCCCAUCCCACUGAUCCACGUUGUUGUGUCUAUUCCUACCCUUAUCCCUAUCCCUAUCGCUAUGCCUGUCCCUGUCUCUAUCCCUUUCGCUAUGCCUGUCCCUAUCCCUACCCCUGUUCCUGUCCCUAUCCCUAUCCCUGUUCCUGUCCCUAUCCCUAUCCCUGUCCCUGUCCCUCUCCCUAUCCCUGUCCAUGUCCUUCUCCCUGUCCCUAUUCCUGUCACUAUCAUUGCAUCCCCAUCCUAUCUGCAUUCCCACCCCAGUCCUAUCCCCAAACCAUGCUCAUCUCGGCUCCCCUUCCCUGUUGCUCCCCUUCCCUGUACCUAUCCCUUGCCGUGCCGCGCUAUCCCGCGGGUUUCCCAGCUGGCGUCCUCUCCGAGCCCGAUCCGUCGGGCUCUGCUGCCCUCCUGUGGUAAUAUUUGGGAUUGCCGGCAUCCGGACCCUUCCCCAUCCCCUCUGAGAUCCCAGAUCCCCUCCUAGGGCCGCCUUCCCCCCUGACAGCCCCGCUCCUCCCGGGAUCCCCGGCUGUGUGUCCACUCCUGGCCAUUCCACGCUCCUCUGGCCCAAUAAACGCAGAUGGAUCCAUCCCGCUGUCGCCUCUGGUCCCUCUCCUGGGAGGCUGGGGGGCGGGACACGGCGGGUGAAGCUCUGGAGGGGAAUGUCCCAGAGAAACACUCCCCAAAAACAGUGUGAAGAAGCUUGGGCUGAGCAGCCCGUGGGGAGGGGCUGGAGCCUGAGGCCCGGGGCUGGGAGGGAUGGGAAGGACGGGAGGUGGGUG
Molecule: messenger RNA, 1913 nt
Organism: Zonotrichia albicollis (white-throated sparrow)
Lineage: Eukaryota; Metazoa; Chordata; Aves; Passeriformes; Passerellidae
Product: mas-related G-protein coupled receptor member H-like
Biological process (GO): G protein-coupled receptor signaling pathway
Cellular component (GO): plasma membrane
Molecular function (GO): G protein-coupled receptor activity
Source: RefSeq, a predicted model, not a curated record